AUGGCUGGUGAUACAGCAUCUUCCUUCUCCACUUGCAUGGCCCUCUUCUUCUCUUUGCUCCUACUUUCUCACUUCACUAUGGCCAUACUAGAACACAAUAUCUUUUCUCCUUCAACAUCUAACAAAGAGGGUGUCAAGAAGAGGAACACCAAAGUAGUUGCUUCAGUAAGAGAAGAAAGUGAACAAAAUUCCAAGAAGGAUAUGGCACUAGGAGAAACUAGCAAAGGCAGCAUUCAUGUUCCAAAGAGAGAGCACUCUCAACACUCUCAAUCUCCAAAUAGGAUCUUCAAUGCAAGUGCACAUGAAGUCCCCAGUGGUCCAAACCCCAUUUCAAACAGUGCUGAACAGUAG
Glycine soja is the source of this 351-nucleotide messenger RNA. RefSeq names its product CLAVATA3/ESR (CLE)-related protein TDIF-like. Gene Ontology annotation, biological process: xylem development. The record is from RefSeq and is a predicted model, not a curated record. Lineage: Eukaryota; Viridiplantae; Streptophyta; Magnoliopsida; Fabales; Fabaceae. The transcript is spliced from 2 exons. Gene Ontology annotation, molecular function: receptor serine/threonine kinase binding. Gene Ontology annotation, cellular component: apoplast. Bases 1 to 351 code for a protein of 116 amino acids.